AUGGGCAGGGAGAAACAGUUUAGAGCCAAUGUGAGAGGAAAGCUUGUGAAUUCAACUAUCAAACCUACUGAGACAGAGAAACUGGAAUGUAUAUGUCAAAAAAAAAAAACCCAAGAAAAACCCAUGAUCACCCAGACAUCCUAGAUGAAACUAAAUGUAACUCACAAAGAAAAUACAGCUGUUUUGUAUCCAAUCUAUGAUAUGCAUAUUGGAGACAAAUGCAAUGGAAGAAUUUAUAUUGAUAAUGCUUCCAGGGAAGACAAGAUUUUAUCCCUUGUCAGGAGCACUUUGGAGGAUGUUGUUCCUUACUUUUUCUCCACUGUAAUUUACCCAGAUGGAAUUUGGGAAAAAAUUAUAGAAGUUAUUCAUCCAGCCGAUGCUUUUGAAGUAUCUGAGAAACAAUAAUGCAAUAAUCCCAUGUCUACUGAGCCAGGGGGAAAUGUUGCUUUAAUUUGCCUUUAUAAAUUGGGCAAUUCAGUACAGCAAAUGAAGUGGGAAAGGAUUUAAGUAGGUUGGGUAGACACUGCUGUUCUGUGCAAGUUGUCAGGAAAGCAAAGCUUUGGUUCAGAUUUCAAAGAGCUCAGAAUGGCAGAUUGCUUUUAUCAGUCAAGCUCCAUGAUCAUCAUUCAAAACAUUUCAGCCUCUGACUUUGCAGCCUACCACUGCAUGGCUACUGGAAGAAAUCUGAUUUACAUGAUGAGUUUUAUUGAGACUGUAACAACUUGGGAUCACAAAUGGUUUAUUAUCUACAUAGCUGGAGGAAUUUCUGGCUUACUGCUAGUUUUCCUACAAAGCUUCUGCAAUACCACUGCUUAUUAG
Calypte anna (Anna's hummingbird) is the source of this 819-nucleotide messenger RNA. It is a transcript of the gene CD226, whose product is annotated as CD226 molecule. NCBI's taxonomy places the organism in Eukaryota, Metazoa, Chordata, Aves, Apodiformes, Trochilidae. Gene Ontology annotation, biological process: positive regulation of T cell receptor signaling pathway; cytokine production; positive regulation of immunoglobulin mediated immune response. The record is from RefSeq and is a predicted model, not a curated record. Gene Ontology annotation, cellular component: external side of plasma membrane.